Puccinia triticina is the source of this 915-nucleotide messenger RNA. RefSeq lists its product as uncharacterized. The record is from RefSeq and is a predicted model, not a curated record. The transcript is spliced from 2 exons. NCBI's taxonomy places the organism in Eukaryota, Fungi, Basidiomycota, Pucciniomycetes, Pucciniales, Pucciniaceae. Bases 1 to 915 code for a protein of 304 amino acids. Gene Ontology annotation, cellular component: mitochondrial matrix. Gene Ontology annotation, biological process: fatty acid metabolic process; DNA damage response.
AUGGCUCAAGUAUUAAAAACGCUCAGAGCAUACCAUCGCCCAACUCUUCAAUCGCGACCGACUUGCGCGAGAACCGUCGCAAACGUAGCCGCUUCAAGUACUUCCCGAGGUCUUCCAUCUUCGAAUGCUCCACCGGUUGAAAUAACGUCGAACGGCAGCCUGUCGAGCCGCGUCUACAAUCUGAGGGACGAGACGUGCGAAUGGUUCGAGAUCCCUGCUGGCCACUCAGAGUCUCACAGGAAUAUUUACGAGCCCACAGAUUUCUUUCUGUAUCCGAGAUUCCUGAGUGGACCCGAACAAGAUCUAAUCCUCGAUCACAGUUUACUACGGUUGGACAAGAUGGAGAGGCCUCGAGCUCGAAAGCGAGGCGGUGCCCAAGAUCAAGGGGGUGCUAAAGAAGGAACGAGUAGAUUUCGGGACGAGGUGGACUACUCGUUCGAGGCCGGCCAUUUCGACCAAGUCAUCUCAUCUUAUCGGGAGAUGCAGGUCGGCCAAUUCCUUAGUGGCCCGGCCGUCUCGUCUACAACAACAGACACAUCGCAAACCAAAUCGCUCGAGCACAUCCUAGCUAGACUCCAAGCACUGUUGCCUGAAUCCACUCGUCCUCCCCUGAUCCAUCUACUCCAUCUUGCGUCAAACGGGAAGAUCGACGCUCACGUCGAUAAUGUUGAAGCCUCUGGCUCGACUAUCGUCGGCCUCAGCCUGGGUAGCACUCGAGUCAUGCGACUCGGCCAUCAAUCCGCACCAAUCGAUAGCCAUCUUAAAGUGCUCUUGCCUCCGGGAAGCGUUUAUGUACAACGUGACUCGGUGAGAUAUCACUUACAACACUCUAUCCCAGCCCAUGAUUCCUUCAAGAAUCAACAGGUCUAUGGCGCUCAAAGAUUAAGUGUAAUGUUAAGAGAUGGACGCAUGUAG